AUGCCUAACCGUAAUGCUGUACAGAACCUCAUCACCAAGUUUCGAAAGACCGGAAGCUUUGAUAAUGCUCCAAAAUCAGGCAGGCCAUCCACAUCCAAAUCCAAAGAGAAGGUGGUGGAGGUGCAAGACAUGAUGCUGAAAAGUCCAAAGAAGUCGGUUAGACGACUAGCUCAGCAGGCCGACGUGUCCGUGGGUCCCGCUCACAAGAUUCGCCGGAAGUCACUGUCCAUGUAUAUGUACAAAAUGUCGGUCGUGCAUGAACUGAAAGACACCGAUCGCCCAGCAUGUGUGGACUUUUGCAGCUGGUUUCUGUCCUUCCUGCAAGACAAUUAUGAGGGGAUACUUGACACAACGUUUUUCACGGGGUUAUGUGAAUAG
Messenger RNA from Schistocerca cancellata (South American locust), 378 nucleotides. RefSeq lists its product as uncharacterized. The record is from RefSeq and is a predicted model, not a curated record. The coding region runs from base 1 to 378 and encodes 125 amino acids. Lineage: Eukaryota; Metazoa; Arthropoda; Insecta; Orthoptera; Acrididae. The transcript has a single exon.